Messenger RNA from Drosophila eugracilis, 880 nucleotides. RefSeq names its product WD repeat-containing protein on Y chromosome. NCBI's taxonomy places the organism in Eukaryota, Metazoa, Arthropoda, Insecta, Diptera, Drosophilidae. The record is from RefSeq and is a predicted model, not a curated record. The transcript has a single exon. The coding region runs from base 347 to 667 and encodes 106 amino acids.
CUCAUUAUCCUACAUGUUUAUCAACAUGACUAACUCCACCCACCAAACAAAUUCCUUGUUUCUUGGCCUUGCGUGUCCUAGCCAAGUUCCCAAAUUGAACAAACCAGAGAAUCAACUUUUUGCUACGAAUAAUAAAUAACUCAUAACCGAGCAGUGGGUAGAAGGGAAUGAAAGGUAGGCCAAAUUGAGCUACUUGUUGCUAUGAAGGAGGGAAAGUUGUUUUCUUAUUAGUCGGAAUCAGUGCCACUAACCUAGUGCAACUCGGGACUUGGUAUCCUUUGCUUGGAGAAUUUCUGGGCACUAGGAACCUUUGACUUCAACAAAUAAAAAUUUGUAUUAAUUCCCAAUGAAUUCAAACUUAAAGAAUUCAGAGUGCGAGAUGGAACGUUAUGGAUUGAAUAAAAUACUGGCCAGAUCUCUUAAGGAACCUAUUCUAGGCAAGCACUUUUCCCUACCUGGCCGCAGUGAUCAGACCCAACACAUCGAACUGGACACCAGCCAGAGCUACAUUGCCGUAUACACACAUCUCAAGGUGCACGCUGCCACAAUGCCUGAAAGGUUGCCCACGCCAGAAGCUAUUGGGCGUAUUCAGGUGGAGAAUCUGGAGGGAAAGCCUAAGACACGAGCUUCCAAGGCCCGUGGUGAUCCCUAUUUAACUACAAUUUAACUAUUUCAUCCUUCUUCCGUGCAAAUGUUUCUGGUUUUAGAUAUCAGAUGAGUUUUCGAAAUAACAUUAUUAAAUUGAAAAUAUGGUUCGUUUUCCUUUUGAUAUUCCAACCUUUAAACCAUCCCUAGAGUUUAGUAACACCAUAUUGUAACUAAUAUAAUAUUUAAUUAAAUAUAUAUUUUUUGAUUUUCUUCGGAGGUUUGCUCCAGUCUG